AUGUGGAUAAAAGGACAAUUCACACCAGAGGCGCAAGGAUUAAAACUAAAUCAAACAAUUCAGCGGCAAAUGCUUCAUAAGGUAAGCGUUGAGCUGGGCUGGUUAGCAUACAGCUUCUCAGCCAGCAACUAAAUUAGACAUGUUAAGUCUAUUGGUAUCCUGCUAGCUUAUUUAGCUUGUGGCUGAUAAAUCGAGGUGGAAUAUCUCAGGCGUUGUUUGCUAGCAAACAAGAGAUCGUAGCUUCCUUAUAACCCUACAUGUUACAGCGGACAAUCCAAAUCGUUUGUAUGCCAUAUGACUUCCGUUUGUUUACCUAGGGAAUUGUUGCGUUAGGUCGACCUCUUUGAAUGUGAGGGCUUGACUGCAUGUAAACACAAACAUCGAUAGUUGCGGCACUUGAUGAAAACUGUCAAUUUUAGUGCGCUACGGUAUAUGAACAUGAUGAAGUAUCAUUGAUGGAAUAAAGUUCAACGUUUACUCGAUGAAUGGGUGAUUAGUUACGUUACGCUGAAGGACCAACUUCUUUGGAGGAUUAUGGUCAGUGUGGUGGGCACACACUGGGAUAUCGGCAGUCCACGGGACCUUAAGAGGCGUGUGGAGGUUUGAAGUAUUCGUCUUCUCCAGGAGUGCAGCAGCUGCCUAUCUUCGACUUGAACAACGCGACCAUCCGAAUUCAAAAUGUCCCCAAAAACAUCAUCCUUGACAUGCCCAGUCCUACAUUUGACUCAUGCGAGCUGAAAUUUGGUUAAAAGCAGAAAAUUUAUCAGUGCAUCGCCAUUUUUCGCCGCCAUGUCAAUAUCCGAGAAUCACCAAUAACACAUUGCAAAAAGCAAACACGUGAUGUUUUGAAGGACAGCAGUCUACGUAGGGGGGGAUUCCAGUCAAAUAUCAAAGAAUUUCAACCUGAGAGUGCUUUCAGAGACAGCGUCUCAGCUGCACAGACGUAGAAUGUGUUCAGUUCGAGCCCUCCUUUAAAGUCUGAAUUAGUGAGUAUGCUAACACAGCUUUCCCACAUUUUGAUUCCCUGAAAAGUGAAAUUUCAAAGCUGCUUCUCCUGUUAAAAUCCUCGUGAAUCUACCAGACCCCUUCUGUUACGUGGUUGCGUUGUGGAGAGUGUCCUGGCUUAGAAAACUGUAAUAGCUACAGGUUUUCAAACAGCAGCUUCUCCUGCUGUCAAGAAAAGUGCUCACAGGACAGUGCUCAUCUCCACCAAAUGCGUUUGAAAGCAUGUCGGUGGAAAAACCUCCCUCUCCCCUUGCCAAAGAGAUUUCUUAAAUAACUCUGAUUUUUUUCCCCACCGCCAAGUUCCUCUCUUGGUAAAGACAGUAGCAAAAUAAUUGUGAGUAAAUGUACAAGUUGCGGUACCAUGCCAGUCUUUAACAGACAAUCAUAAAUUUGGGGUCCUCUUCCUUAAAAUUAGGAGUGUUUGUUUCUAUCAACCAUUCUGAAUAUUAAACAAAAAUUCUUCAAACUCCAGUCUGGGGAAAUUUUGUGGUAUUUGAACAAAAAUUUAAGUGUGCACAAAACCCUGCAGUUUAGUUAAUUCAGUUCAAUUUAAAUCAGCUUCAUUGGCAUACGAGUCAGGACAAUACCAAGAUUUUGGUCAAAUACAUUUUCCUUGUGCUCCCAUUCUUCCUCACCUCACUGUUGUUACCCAACAGUCAGAUCAUGUUUGAAAAUGAACCAUUCUUUAACUCUGAGUACAAAUGAUCAUCACAACAAGGUAUCACAAUGAUGUUAUGUGCUUUGACAGAUGCCUGGUCAACAUGGCGACCUGAAACCGAGAAAGCGGAAGAGCAGCUCUGAGCUCAAAAGCUCCAGAAAGGUUUGUUGAGGACAAUCCUGUAAAAAGCAAGUUAACAACAUAAAUCAUGGACCAUGACCAAAUGUAAUGAUAUUAACUUUUUGCUGCAGGGUACUGCCACAAGGAGGAAAUGUAUUGAAAGUAUAAAGACACACUCUGCAGCGGAGAACCCAUCCGUUGUUCAUGAUUAUAGUGGAGCAGACAGUCCGCAGGAGAGACUCUCUCGCAUCAGCUGUGAAUGCAUGCUGACUGCUGGCCGCAGAAGAUGCCUGGCAUCACCAGAGCUUGGUGGACAGGAAGGAAAGGAGAAUGAGCUGAGGACAGGUCUGGAUAUGGACAGCUGCCGAAUAAACAGCUCCUUUAACAAACAGGAGUCUGAGGAGAUGGAAUGUGAAGAUUCUGUCAGGACCAUGUUCCCAGAUGAUGACAGUAAUCAGAUUCUUCCUGUGGAGCAGUUCUUUGGAAACUUGGAUGCUGUACAGGUUAGACAUUUUGGUUGGUCCUCACUAUAUAGACUGUGACUCAGGUUUGAUUUGUUGCUUGAAACAUAUUCUUGUAGAAUAAACCUUUUCUCAAUGAUGUCUAGUCCAUGACAAACGACUGACAAGGAAGCACCCACCCCAUCAGUUGUCAAAAACACAUACUAAAGUUUGAUUGCUCUAAAGGUGUUGUCAUUUGUGAUUAUUGGACUUUCUGACAUUCAGAUUUUGGCCCAUACCCUGGUAUGAGUAAUCUGGUUUGGUAGUCUGCAGUUUGAGCAUUUGUAUUGGUGUUUCCCAAAAAAUGAUUAACUAAGCAAGGUUUAAAAGGAUUGAACUUUUUACUUCAUCAUCACCUAUUACCGAAUAGAAGUCUUUGACUGUUGCACAUUUCCUGGCCUUAACAUUUGGCCAGGGUUAUGGAGUAUCACAUCAUGAACACCUUCCACCUGCUGAAUCCUGAGUUCACGUCGGCUGUGACAGGUGAAACUUUGCCGCCACCUGUCACAAGUUUUAAAAGGCAGUUUUUCAGUUACAUAUGAUCAGUUACAUAUUAGAAAAUUUUUGAUUAUCAGGUAGCACUGAGUUUUAAAGAUUAAACAUCCCAUCACUGCUGGUGUAAUCAAAAUAUUUUUAGCUUCAUAAUUGUUAUAAAUUGUCACUUUUAAGUUGUGAAUAAAAAGCUAUUGUCGUAUGAGUCACUUGGGUUUCUUUUUUUAAGGAACUGAGAAAAGAGAGAAAUGAGCACCCUGAAUACUUUGUAAGACCAUUGUUUUCAUUUAUUUCACAGGACUUUCCCCAGAGAUUGCCAGAAUCUUCUGCCCGUGCUCGUAGGAAGAACAGGAGAAGACAGUACUACGCUCUUGAGGACAGUGAUGAAGAAGAGGUGAACUUCAGCAGUGAGCAACAAGAGGACAUAGGGACCACUCAGUGA
This is a messenger RNA of Xyrichtys novacula (pearly razorfish), 3217 nucleotides long. Lineage: Eukaryota; Metazoa; Chordata; Actinopteri; Labriformes; Labridae. The record is from the annotation of a GenBank genome assembly.